This is a messenger RNA of Dictyostelium discoideum AX4, 2295 nucleotides long. RefSeq lists its product as hypothetical. The record is from RefSeq and is a predicted model, not a curated record. Bases 1 to 2295 code for a protein of 764 amino acids. Lineage: Eukaryota; Evosea; Eumycetozoa; Dictyosteliales; Dictyosteliaceae. The transcript has 4 exons.
AUGAAAUAUUAUAAUAAACAUUUAAAUAUAUUUAUCAUUUUAUUAAUAUUUUUUAUAAAUGGUAUUAAAUCUCAAGUAUUUAAAGGAAAUCAAAAAGAAAGUUUAAAUGACCUAUUUACCCAAUUAUAUGGAAAUCCAAUGGGUAAUCUUCAAUGUUUUCCAAACAAUAUACAAGUGAAAUGCAUUUGGGAUGAUAAUGGUUUAGCAUCUGUUUCCGAAAUAAAUCUUUCAACUUUAGGUGGUAUUCCUAUGUUAACUGUUGAUUUUUCAGUUUUUGAGGAUUUGGUUGAUUUCAAAACGACUGACCAUUUUUCAUUCUCACCAAAUAUUUUUACAAGACUUCCAAAUUUUAAAAGCCCAGCAACAAUGAAAUUUCAAAAUUUUAAGGAUGUUAUCCCUGAAAAUAUUAUUUUACCAUUGAAUUUAAAGAAUGUUGUAUUUGAAAAUAUUAAUGUUUCAUUACCAAAUGCAUUCCUUACAACAGGAUCUAUUGAAAAUUUAAUAAUCUCUUCAACAGGCAAAGGUUUUACAUUUCCCAAGCCAUUCCCAAUAAAUUAUUAUUUAAGAAAUCUAACAGUUGUUAUUAAUGAAAUUGGUAAUACUUUUCCAAGCGAUAUGGGCUUUGCAUUAAAAAAUCUUAAUGAUUUAACUUUAUCAUUUCAAAAUACUGGAACAACAAAUAUCAAAUUUCCAAAAAUUGUAAAUUUUACACAAUUAUCAAGUUUAAUUAUUAAUUUUCAAUAUGAAAAUGAAACAAAUCAAUUAUUUGAUUUUGAUCCCUCAAUAAACAAUAUUGAUACGUUAACAUUUUUAGAAAUUUCAGGUUAUGGUAUUAAAUCUGAUAAAAUUAUUGAUAUUUCAAAUUUAAAAGAAGGUAUUACUUUGAAAUUUUCAGAUAUAAUAGAAUAUCUUAAAAAUUUAAAAUUUCCACAAGGUUGCUCAAUAUUUUUAAAUUCAUUUUAUAUGUCUAUUGGUGAUAUUGAUUUUACAAAUGCCACAUCAUUAACAGUUACACUUUCAAGGUUUAAUCAAAGUUUACCACCAUUUUCAAAUUUUAAUUCUAAAAAAUUAAUAACAUUAAAUUUAAAUGGUAAUACUUUUAAUGGAUCAAUUCCAAAUGAAUAUUGUUAUUUUGGAAAAUAUGUUUUAAAUCUUGGUAACAAUGUUUUAAGUGGAAAUGUACCAGAUUGCUUUUUAUGUUAUGGAGGAGCCGAUUUCCCAAAUCUUUUCCCAAAUUCAGAUUUUCUUAAUUUCUACCCAUCCAAACCUGCAAUAAGAUGCGAAGAUUACCUAAUGGAUCUAUCCCCUCUUAGUACUCCUUUUAGCACUAAUCAAACCACUGUUUUAACAAUCCCAAGUGAAAAAAUUGGUUGGGAUAUUAUUCUUUCAGCCACUAUACCUGAUGUUAUUGCAGAAAUUGUCGUACCAAAUAAGGAAUUCACAAUAUCAAUUCCACCAGCUGCAGGUAGGGUUAGUGGAUUAUUAUUUUAUGGCUAUCAAGCACAAAUGGUUAGAAGUUUUACAUUUUCUUAUGUAUCUCCAAUAAUUGAUUCUUAUUAUAUUAAUGGUCCAAAUAUCUAUUUCAAAGGCUCAAAUUUUAGUUUUAAUCCAAACUUUAUAAAUAAAUUUACUAUUAAUGGAAAUCCAUAUACAGCAAAUACUCAAACUUUGGAAGAUGUUCAUGGAAUUACAUUUCCAAGUGAAAACAACCCUGUUUCAGUUUUAAAAAAUAGAGAGCCAUUUAAUGUUUCAAUUACUAUCCAUAUUAAUAAAUCCCCAAUUGUAACAUUUAUUUACUUUGGUAAUAUUACUCUAACAAAUAGUUCUCAAUUUAUUUUUAAUACCACUGGUGGAGAUAUUACAUUAGAUGGUGAGUUUGGUAUUGAAACAACUGAUUUUUCAAAAGCAAUUAUUGAAAUUAAUAAUAUUCAAGUUACUAUUAAUCAAAUAUCUGAAACUCAAAUUAAUUUUACAUAUCCUUCAAUUGCUAAUGUUGAUGGUACUUAUCCUGUUUUUAUUGAAAUUGAUGGAUUUAAAUACACAACUGAAUUUGAAUUCAUUGGUGCACCAACUUUACCUCCAACUCAAACACCAUCUAAAACACCCACUGAAACACCAUCUGAAACACCUACUGAAACACAAACCCUUUCACCAACACCAACUCAAACACAAACCAAUUCUCCAACACCAACUCCAAAACCAUCAGAAAGUAAUGAACUAUCUUGUUCUCCAAACUUAUCAAAUUCUUUCGUUCUAUUAAUUUCAUUAAUUUUUGCAUUCUUUUUAAUUAUUUAA